GGCCGGGUGGGGGAGGGGAUGGACCGAGUGCCGGGUUGUCCCGAUGAGGGUUCGGGAAGGUUUGGCGAGUGAGAUUCCAUUCCCUGGCACUGCACCAGGUUCCCUACCCGCGUGCCCCUCGGCUCCCCCACUUCGGGGCUUCAGACUGAAAGAGCAUCCCGGGAGAAGGCCUUCUAGCGCCCAAACAGCCUAUCCAGAGACCCCCAAAUUCUGAUCUUGAAGUUGGAGGCUCCCGCGAAGUUCGUGUCUAACCUUUUAGGAGAGUUAGAAGCUGCCUGACUCCAGCCUAGUGUGUGGGGUGCCGAGGCUCGGGCAGCAUGACGACGGAGACCUUCGUGAAGGAUAUCAAGCCCGGGCUCAAGAAUCUGAACCUCAUCUUCAUUGUGCUGGAGACAGGCCGAGUGACCAAGACAAAGGACGGACACGAGGUUCGGACCUGCAAAGUGGCAGACAAAACGGGCAGCAUCAAUAUCUCCGUCUGGGACGACGUGGGCAACCUGAUUCAGCCUGGGGACAUUAUCCGGCUCACCAAAGGGUACGCUUCAGUGUUCAAAGGUUGUCUGACACUGUACACUGGCCGUGGGGGUGAUCUUCAGAAGAUUGGAGAAUUCUGUAUGGUUUAUUCUGAGGUUCCUAACUUCAGUGAGCCAAACCCAGAGUACAGUGCCCAACAGGCACCCAACAAGACGGUGCAGAAUGACAGCAGCCCCACAGCUCCCCAGCCUACCACUGGACCCCCUGCCACUUCUCCAGCCUCUGAGAGCCAGAAUGGGAAUGGACUGAGCACCCCACCAGGUCCUGGUGGUGGUCCGCACCCCCCUCACACUCCUUCCCACCCCCCCAGCACCCGAAUUACCCGAAGCCAGCCCAACCACACGGCUGCUGGCCCUCCUGGCCCCUCGAGCAACCCUGUCAGUAACGGCAAAGAAACCCGGAGGAGCAGCAAAAGAUAGCAAGACAUUCUUCCUCCCUUCCUGCCACCAACCAUAACCCAAGUGUCUGCUAAAGAGCAACACAGCCUUCUCCUGGGAGGCUGGCUUCGGGGAGUGUCAGGGGAGGUAGCCAUAUUUUAGCCACUAAACUUCACUGGAGGGGUGGUGAGCAGUGGCCUUAUCUACUCCGAGCCCAUACUUGUCCCUUGUCCAGCUGAAGCUGCCUGUCCCCUGGGAUUCAGGCCCUCUGCCUGCCCUACUUCCUCUUUAGAAACGACAGUUACAGUCUGUUUCUUGUGUGCGUGAUGUGGAAGUCUAAUUGAAUCCCUCUUCCUAAUAAAUGUUACCACUCUG
Equus quagga is the source of this 1286-nucleotide messenger RNA. It is a transcript of the gene NABP2, whose product is annotated as nucleic acid binding protein 2. Gene Ontology annotation, molecular function: DNA binding. Gene Ontology annotation, biological process: mitotic cell cycle checkpoint signaling; response to ionizing radiation; double-strand break repair via homologous recombination. Bases 318 to 953 code for a protein of 211 amino acids. The transcript has 7 exons. Gene Ontology annotation, cellular component: SOSS complex. The record is from RefSeq and is a predicted model, not a curated record. Lineage: Eukaryota; Metazoa; Chordata; Mammalia; Perissodactyla; Equidae.